Metarhizium album ARSEF 1941 is the source of this 4056-nucleotide messenger RNA. RefSeq names its product DYNACTIN ro-3. The record is from RefSeq and is a predicted model, not a curated record. NCBI's taxonomy places the organism in Eukaryota, Fungi, Ascomycota, Sordariomycetes, Hypocreales, Clavicipitaceae. Bases 1 to 4056 code for a protein of 1351 amino acids. The transcript has a single exon.
AUGCCGGACUUUAAGCCUGGCCAGAUAGUCCAGCUCGGUGACGGCCGCAAGGCCACAGUUCGAUUCGCCGGCCAGACAAGCUUCCAGGUUGGCGAAUGGAUCGGCGUCGAGCUUGAGGACAAGACUGGAAAGAAUGACGGCAGUGUUCAGGGAGUCAGGUAUUUCGAUUGCCCCGCGGGCUAUGGCAUGUUUGUCAAGCCCAUGAUGGCCACGAUCAUUGCGCAGGCUCCAAGUACCAAGCCAGUCGUCCGCAAGCCAGCCCGUCCAAGCAGCUUUCACCCGGCAUCAGUAAAGGCUGCUCCCAGCGGGGACGUUGCGCUAGCCAAGAGGAGGAGUUUGAACGCGCCCAGUCCCAGUCCAGUUCCCAAGUCUCGUCCUACCAGUCUUGUGAGGGUACGGCCAGGAGUCACACCCCAGCCUUGGAGCUCGCUAACAGCCAUGAUGCAGUCUCCCAUAAAAUCGCCAACCAAGCAGCUCGGAACCGCAUCCAGCGCUUCCGCUUCUCGAACGGUUACCCCAUCAAAUGCACGAGUUCCGUCAGCAUCCGCGGUUGGAGCCGCUAGAGCCAGAACAUCCGUCGGUGGACAACGAACCUCAAUGGGACCGCCAGCUGCCCCUGCUUUGCGAACAACACGACUGUCGUCAAUAUCCUCCGCGACAGCCCGCGCCAGCGGAGCUCAUACCAGGUCUGCCAGUGGAGCUCGCGGGCCUCAGUCUAUGCGCGUCGUCCCACGACCGGACUCCGGACGUCGACCAUCCGCCGAUUCACAAGCGGGUCGUGAUAGUGGCUCAGCCGAUGAUGCGAGUCUAGGUUCUCCUAUGAAGAGCGAUGGAGAAAUUCUGUCGCCGCAGCCCACGAGUCCCGUAACAGGGAGGGCAAAGGCCCUGGAAAGGAUUGCAGCUGCUACGUCUCCCGGGACUUGUUCUACUCCAGCAUCUUCAAAUCGAACAACUGCACCCGUCACGGCACAAAGGUCUUCCCCGAAUCCCGCUUUGAGUCGCGAAAAUGAAGACUUGAAAGCGAAGCUCAAAGUGCUUGAACGGAAGCGCCUCGAGGACAGAGACAAACUGAGCCAAUUGGACAGGGUUCAGAGUGAACGAGACAAAUUUGAAGGCAUUAUCCAGAAACUUCAACAAAAGUACCAACCUCAGCAACAAGAGUAUGCUGAGCUGCGAAAACAGAUGAAGGAAGCCGAAGCCAGAUUUAUAUCCAUCGAAAAGGAGCAGGCGGAUCUCGAGGCUGAGCUUGAACUGUCGGUAGUCAACCGGCAGAUUGCCGAGUUGGAUCUUGAAGAUUCGCAGUCGCAGGUAGAGGCGCUGAAACUGAAAACAGAAGAGUUGGAGCUCAAGAUUGAACUUCUCGAAGCCGAGAACUCUGACUAUUGCAAAGGAAUGUCACCGGAAGAACGCGCCAGUGCCGGCUGGAUGCAGAUGGAGAGCGCAAAUGAGCGGCUACGUGAGGCCUUGAUAAGGUUGCGCGACAUAACCCAAGAUCAAGAGAAAGAACUGCGAGACCAGAUCGCUGGGCUUGAGGAAGAUGUCAAAGAACUUGGGCCAGUCAAGCUACAAUACGAUUCUACCAAAGAGAAACUAGCCCGAUCCGAAGAGGCCGUUGAGCAGCUCAAGGAACAACUCAAUGACGCUCUUGGAGCCCAGAGCAUGAUUGAGGAAUUGUCUGAACAAAACAUGGAUAUGUCUGCUGUAAUUGAAAAGCUCAGACUGGAGAUUACAGAGCUUGAGACCCUCAAGGAGAUCGAUGACGAACUGGAAGCGAAUCAUGUUCAGCUGGAGAAGCAGAUGCAGGAAGAGUUGGACAUGAGAGACGCUGUCAUUUUAGAGCAGACGUCACGGGCUGCAAGACAACAAUCGGAGCUCGAUGAUCGGGCUCACACGAUAUUACGAUUCCGAGAACUGGUGGAAAGCUUGCAAGCUGAUCUGGAUGACAUGCGAGCCUCACAGGCUGUGACCGAGGGCGAAUCGGAAAAAUUGAAUGAUGGCUCAAGGGCCAUGAUGGAUUUGAACAUGAAGCUUCAAAUUUCUGUCGCAAAGGCACAGGUCAAGACAAUUGAUUUGGAGCUUCGCCAUCUUGAUGCUCAGGAAGCAGAGCAACACCUCGAGAUUGUCAAGCUAUUCCUCCCCGACACGUACCAGGAAGAUCGGGACUCGGUUCUCGCACUGCUCCGCUUCCGAAGGUUGGCAUUCAAGGCAAACCUUGUAAACGGACUCAUCAAGGAGCGCAUCAACGGGAAGCCUCAACCGGGCCACGAAGAUGACGUGCUCGCUGGGUGUGACGCUGUUGACAAGCUGGUGUGGGUGGCGACGGCGUGUGAUCGCUUCAUCAACGACAUUAGUCACUGCACCACUGAGCAGUUCUCGGCAUACCAAAAGUCGUUGCUCGAGCUUGAACCGGUUGAACGAGCGUUAAAUAGCUGGAUCGACAGUCUCCGUCGUGAUGAUCUCAAGGAAAAGAAGUGCGCCGAAGAGCUGCAACGAACGAUUUCCCUCAUGUCACACUUGGCAGAAGUGCACAUCUCUGAUGGCCUUGCCAGCUUUGCAAACCACGUGUACAUGUCUUCUUUAGUUGUGCAAAGCCACCUCGACUCGGCCGUCGUAGCCUUCAACACAACAAGAGCCAUGGUUCAGCGAGCAAUCCCCCCUGAAACUGAAGGCGAUGAGAUGAGCCAGCUUUGGGCGAAGAAGUUUGACACGGUCAUCACACAAACAAGAAGCGCCAAGGUCAUUGCCGGUAAAGCGGUCCGUGCCUUGGAGGAUUUGAAGACGCGUUCGCUCUCACCACUCCCGGAUACGAAACCGGUUUUUGAGCAGUGCGAGCACGACAGCCGAGAGCUGGCACACAUGGCCCGGGUUAUUGGCAACCGUGUUCACUUGCUGCUCACCCAAGACGAGGGACGUGCGGAGCCGUUCACUCACGGGGAGAUUCAGAAUGCCAUUCACCAAUCCGUAUUGGAUGCCACCUCUGCCUCUGAAUCGGAAACCUUUUCCGCGUAUCUUGCCAAGCUGCGCAAAGUCACUGGUCAGAUCAGCGACAUAGCCGCCCUAGCAACGGACCUUGACCAGACUGAAGAGUUUGACGUCCAUCUAGCGCCGUGGGAAUUGCGAUCCCAGGAACUCAAGACGCUCAAGACGGUGCCUGCCGACGCUGAGGAGGAGCUGCGGCGCCUUAGGGAGGAGUACCACGAAGCCCGGAGAACAAUUGCUCAACGGGACGAACACCUCAGCACGGCCGUUCUCAAGAUUGACACGCUCGAGUCACGCAUGCGCGAUGCCCAGACCAAUAUUGAGCGCAUCGACAGUCUCCAGAAGCAACUCGAGGCGUCCGGUGAACAGGUCACCAUUCUCAAGGAGGACAUUGAGAAACAAGACCGAGAGCUCAAGGGCCUAGAAUCCGAGCGCGACAAGUGGGAAAAGAUUGCAAGCGACAGCCGGGCCUACGCGGACGGCGCGGACGCGGCUGGCACGAGGGCCGGCCAAGAGAGGGCCGUGGCGACUGCCCGCGAGAUGGACGCCCUGAAGAAGGACAUUGAAGGCCUGCAAUCGGCUGUGCGGUUCCUGCGAGAGGACAGCCGCCGGGCGCGAGUGACGGAACAGCACAGUUACGACUGGUUGGCAGAGCCGCUCAGGAAACCGACAAGUAGACGCGAGCAGCGCAAAGCACUCGUCGUCGCCGAGGGCAAGGACGUCCUAGGCGAACUCGUGAGGAUGGCCACGACGUCCACCGUCUUUGACUUUGGCGCACUGCCCAAGGACAAGCUCGCGUGGAAGCCUGCCAAGUCGACGCCUCAGUACCUCGCCGCCAAACAGAUGGAAGACUUUGCCGCCUGGGACACCUGGCACCGCUCUGUUCUGAGGAAGUCAUCCAUGUUGCGCGCGCCCGAUGCCGGCACGGCCCGUCCUCGGAAUCCAGCCGCGCAGCUGCAAAUACGACUCCCCGGGCCGGACGGCAAGAUGAAGACUGCGCCCGCGCUUGGCCGUGACGUCCAAGUCGUGGGGUCCCGGGAAUGGGAGGCACUACAGAGCAGCAGGAUUGCCGUCUAG